AUGCUCGCGCAGAUAGAGCUCUACGUGGUCUCAGUCGCCUUCCUGCUUCUCUUCCUCGUGGCGUUCGGCUCAUUGAGGCGUCGGACCAACAAUUCGAUGCUCAAUGUCGUGUUGUGGGCGGCGUACACUCUCUCGGGCCACUUGAUAACGUACACGCUCGGGCUAAUGCACGAAUACCCGUUCCGCAGCCCACUGUUCCCGCUGUGGGCAACUUUCUUGAUGAUCUUUCUUGGAAGCUCAAACUCUUUCUCUGCAUAUAGUCUUGAGGACAACGAGCAGUGGAAGAAAUAUGCUUGGCAACACUUAGUCAUGUUCAUAGGGUUACUAACAUUGUGGACACUCUAUCUGACCACCUUGUCGUCAAGGCUGGCGGUUUUCCUGCUCCAUUUCGUCCUCCUAGUGCUUAAGACCACAGAGAGAGGACUAUCGCUCAUGUCGGUGAGCGCGUUUGGCCGGCACCGAAUGACAAAAUGGGUCGCAGAUUAUAUAAGCUCCAAGCAUCGUUGCCUGGAUUCCUCCAAAGUUGAUCCCAUCACUAUGAAAGGAUAUAAAUAUGUGGUGAAAGUGCAUCGGACCAUACUCGAGAAAGUCUUUGGCGAAGUCGCAGCACCAAAGGCAAAUUCCAAAACGAUUUCAGGAGAAGGCGACGAGAAGGAAGUCAUCACCAUAGAAAAGGUGUGGGAGUGCAAAGGGUGGCUUUUGAGAUCAAACGGGGGAGACAGGGAUUGCAGGGUCAAGGAUAUCUGUCUCUCUUAUUCGCUCUACCUGCUUCUCCGUUUGAAAUUUUCACACUACUCGUUGCCGGACGAAGCUUAUCAGAAGGCAUGGCGCUUGAUUCGAGAAGGAAUUCUUCAGGAAAAAUAUGGGUAUAAGCGAGCAUUUCGAGUCGCCGAAGUCGAGCUUGCCUUCCUUCACGAUUUUUUCUACACCAAUUACCCCAUCAUUUUCCAAGCGCGCCUUUGGCAGCUGAAAGUGGUGGAGCUUUUGUAUUUGAUCACUGGCACCAUGCUAACAGUUGUAUUCCUGAUGCCCAAGGCCAAAGAGCCCCACCAUGUUGUUGUCCCAUUGGUGACAUCCAAUGGAUUGAGCAUCGACGUUCUUGUUACUGCGGUCGUUCUCAUGGUAUUCAUAUGUGUUGCGCUCGUUCAGCUCUUUCUGAUGGCUAUCUCCGAUUGGGCGAAAGUUACAUGGCUUUGCAACUACGUGGAAAAGCCGUCGUGGCAUGACUGCAGGCCCAUCGAGAAGCUGAUAGGAUUAAUAUGCCGGGUAAAUUUGAAGCCUUGGGAAAGGAAACUUCGCCAAUACUCUUUUCUCGAAUCGUACAAUUACGUCCCUUCCAGAUUGCUCUACAAUUUCUGCACAAUCAAUUUCAUCGAUGUCGUUAGGAGAGGUCAAAAACAAGGCGCUCCCGUUAGAUUGUCAGAUGAAGUGAAGGAGGCCGUGUUUGAUUCUCUGAAGAACUGGGAUGGGAAAUUGGAGAAUGGACAAGCUUCUUUGAGACUAAACGGAUUGACUAAGCUCUCUUGGGCGUGUAGGCUCAAAACACAAACUGAAGUUAUAAUGGUUUGGCAUAUAGCUACGAGCUUUCUUGAGCACGAGGUUAAGGUUUCAGGUAGAAACUUCCUUGUAGCAACUAGCUUGUCCAAAUAUCUUGCCUAUUUGGUGGCAUUUGCCCCGAGAUUGUUACCUGAUCACCUUUACGACGCGGAGAACCAAUUCGACCAAGUCAUCCUUGACGCGCGGCAGGUGCUUGACGAGUGCAAGACAGAUCAAAAUAGAAUCAACAAACUAAAGGAUAUCGCGAAAAAACGAGAAAAAACGGUUAUGAAUCGGGGCGCGCGGUUGGGGGUUCAAUUGCUGAAAGAGGACACACAGCGCAUUUGGAAGAUCCUGGCUGAGUUUUGGGCCGAACUAAUGUUGUAUGUGGCGCCAUCGGACAAAGCAAAAGCGCACGUCAAGCACUUGACAAAGGGAGGGGAGUUUGUGACUCUCUUGUGGGCUUUGGUCUCUCAUGCCGGUAUAGAGCGAGGGCCUCGUAAGCCGCAAACUCUCAAGCGAAGCCAAAGCUGGACCAUUAAUAUUAGCGAUGCAAAUAUGGAGGCGAGGGUAGAGGAGGAGGAGGAAGAAGGGGAGUCGAAGGUGGAGAGAGCGAAGACGAGGAGGGCAAGGGAAACAAGGAGGGCACAAAUGGAGAUGGUGGAUUGGGCUCUGCUCAGGGAGCAACUGAAGUGGGUCCUUCUGAAAGGGGAAAGAGAAGGAGGAGGAGAGGAGGAGGAGGACAAGAGCUUGGGCUUGUUGACAAUGUCGCACGAACCAGAAGCGGAGUUGUGCCGGUGCUAG
Molecule: messenger RNA, 2340 nt
Organism: Eucalyptus grandis
Lineage: Eukaryota; Viridiplantae; Streptophyta; Magnoliopsida; Myrtales; Myrtaceae
Exons: 2
Coding region: 1-2340 (779 amino acids)
Source: RefSeq, a predicted model, not a curated record